AUAGCUUCCGAUCAGCGAAAUCUUUAAAUUCCCUAUGUAAAAAUCUAGGGUCCCUAGAAAUACAACUCGACCGUGUAGAACUCACAGUUUGAGGUGUUUUUAAGCUUUAUUUUUUAUUUCUUGGCAAAUUAAAACCCUAUGAUGAUUUUUUACAAGUUCCGCUGAAGCCUGCACUUUUGCACUACCGAUUUUCCUGUUUUUGAUAGUUAUUGCACGGCCAUAGGUCACCAUGGCAUCACCUUCACCUCAGAGUAGUCCAAUGCCGCCGCCGCAAGCCCCCAGCCCUAUGGGCCCUCCUCCAGCUCAGAGCCCUGCACCAUCUCCAGCCCCGCAGGGUCAGUACCCUCCCCAAGGGCCACCAGUACAGGUACCUCCACAGCAUCCUGUACAACAUCAGGGACAACAUCCACCUCAAGGAGGAUAUCCAUACCAGGGUCAUAUGCCUGAACAGCACCCACAACAGGGUGGCCCACCACCUCCCAUGCAAAUGCCACCUGGAGGUCCUCAGGGGCACCCUUCUCAUCAGUAUGGACAACCACCUGUUAUGGGAUACCCACAGCAUCCACAAGCCCCUCCAGGUCAUCAUAAUGGACCUGCACCUGGCCAUCCACCGUCUCACCAACCGCACCCCGGCGCGCCGCCCAUGCACCAGGGCCACCCUGUUCAAGGUCACCCGCCGCCGCAAGGUCAUCACGUGCCGCCUCAAGGUCACCAUCCGCAGCCCCAUCCUGGCAUGCAGCAGCAUCCGAUGCACCAUACGCAGUACCCUAUGCAGAGGCCUUCCCCGGGGCCCCAACAAGGACAUCCUAUGCAACCGCAGGGGCAACCGCCUAGGCCGCCAAUGUCGGAAAAUUUGCAUGCGCUGCAGAAGGCUAUUGAUACCAUGGAGGAGAAAGGAUUGCAAGAUGACCAACGAUACAGUCAGCUGCUGGCUCUGCGAGCUCGUACCGCAGCUGCGGCUACCAAUCCGUCAUUCUCCGCGUACCAGAUGCAGAUACUGCGCAACCAGAUCUUAGCGUACAGAUGCCUGGCUAGAAAUCAACCAAUCCCGGCGGCUGUCAUGGGAGCCUUGCAGCAGAAAAGAUUACCAGAAGGCUUUCCCACUCCACCAGGCAGCCCCUAUCAAGGUCAGGUAGCACCCGAACAGGGACAGACACAGAUUCCUGGAGGACCUCAAGUUCAGGGGGCGCAGAUGCAACCAGGCCAAACACCUCAAGAAGCGGUGGAGGGGCAGACGCCAUCAGGACAAGCUGCUGCAGCUCAACAGCAGCGUCCUCAAGGACCAGGUGGUCUAAUGCCGGGGAAGCAAAGCCGCGUUACUACCCUCCCGAAACCGUGUGGAAUUGAUCCAGUUGUUUUACUGCAGGAACGUGAAAAUCGUGUGGCGGCACGUAUCGCAGCGCGAAUCCAACAGGUUAGCAACUUACCAACAGACAUGUCAGACAAAUUGCGAAUUCAGGCUCAAAUAGAGCUCAGAGCGUUGAGGUGCCUGAACUUCCAGAGGCAGUUACGGAGCGAAAUAAUCGGCUGCAUCAGAAGAGACACAACGUUGGAAACAGCCGUCAAUAUCAAGGCGUACAAGCGUACAAAAAGACAAGGUUUGCGAGAGGCGAGAGCGACGGAAAAAUUGGAGAAGCAACAGAAGCUGGAAGCAGAACGCAAAAGGCGACAGAAAAAUCAGGAGUUCCUCAACUCCGUCCUCAGUCAUGGCAAAGAGUUCAAAGAGUUCCAUAGACAGAACCAAGCUAAGAUUGCCAAAAUCAACAAAGCUAUCAUCAAUUAUCAUGCAAAUGCUGAGAGAGAACAGAAGAAAGAACAGGAGAGGAUAGAAAAAGAACGUAUGAGAAGAUUGAUGGCGGAGGAUGAGGAAGGUUACAGAAAACUGAUCGAUCAAAAGAAAGACAAACGUUUGGCCUUCCUGCUUUCUCAGACCGACGAGUAUAUCAGUAACUUGACAGAGAUGGUGAAACAGCACAAAUUGGAGCAAGCCAAAAAGAAGAAAGAUGAAGAGAAGAGGAAAAGGAAGCAACAAAAGGCGCAAGAACCGGACCGAAAAGUUACUGUUGUGGAAACUGCAACUGGCAAUAAAAUCAAAGGUGAAAAUGCUCCGACCUUCAGGCAAGCGGAAGAGUGGUUGAAAGCUCAUCCUGGUUGGGAGUUGGUAGACAGUGACGACGAAGACGAUGAUAAUGCUAACAGGAAAUCUGAUUCGGAUAAGGAUUUUGAUGCCAAAGAAGUUAUCAAAAAAGCCAAGGCUGAAGAUGACGAGUACCACAAGAACGCGCUGGAGGAGCAGACGUACUACAGCAUCGCGCACACCGUCCACGAAAUCGUCACGGAACAAGCCUCCAUCAUGGUCAACGGUAGACUCAAAGAGUACCAGGUUAAGGGUCUCGAAUGGAUGGUGUCGCUUUACAAUAACAACUUGAACGGUAUCCUUGCGGACGAGAUGGGUCUUGGGAAGACCAUUCAGACAAUCGCGUUGAUCACGUACUUGAUGGAGAAGAAGAAAUUGAAUGGGCCGUUUUUGAUCAUCGUUCCUUUAUCAACCAUAUCAAAUUGGAUGCUAGAAUUUGAAAAGUGGGCACCGUCUGUAGUUGUUGUUGCAUAUAAAGGCUCUCCUGGGAUGAGGAGGACUCUUCAGAGCCAAAUGAGGUCUGCCAAAUUUAAUGUGCUUUUAACCACCUACGAGUACAUCAUUAAGGAUAAAGGUGUGCUGUCCAAAGUGCCUUUCAAAUACAUGAUCAUAGAUGAAGGUCACAGAAUGAAGAAUCACCACUGCAAGCUGACCCAAGUCCUCAACACUCACUACCUGGCUCCGUACCGUUUGCUAUUAACUGGUACUCCGCUGCAAAAUAAACUGCCGGAACUGUGGUCUUUGUUGAACUUCUUGUUGCCCUCCAUUUUCAAAAGUUGCUCAACAUUCGAGCAGUGGUUCAACGCUCCGUUUGCCACUACCGGAGAAAAGGUGGAAUUGAAUGAAGAAGAAACUAUUUUGAUCAUCCGUCGUCUGCAUAAAGUACUUAGGCCGUUCUUGUUGAGAAGAUUGAAGAAAGAAGUAGAAUCCCAGCUUCCGGACAAAGUCGAAUAUAUCAUCAAAUGUGACAUGUCUGGCUUACAGCGGGUACUAUACCAACACAUGCAGAGUAAAGGAGUCUUGCUGACGGAUGGAUCCGAAAAAGGUUCGAAGUCGAAAGGUGGUGCCAAAGCUCUGAUGAACACCAUUGUACAGUUGCGUAAGCUGUGCAACCAUCCGUUCAUGUUCCCUAGCAUCGAAGAGAAAUACUGCGACCAUGUUGGAAUCGCAGGAGGAAUCAUCUCUGGGCCUGAUACGUACAGGGCUUCAGGAAAGUUUGAAUUGCUGGAUAGGAUAUUGCCUAAGCUCAAAACUACCAACCACAGGGUUCUCCUCUUCUGUCAAAUGACUCAACUGAUGACCAUCAUGGAGGAUUACUUAAAUUGGAGGGGCUUCAAGUACCUGCGUCUCGACGGCACGAUAAAAUCGGAAGAUCGCGGCGAUCUCUUGAAAAAGUUCAACGAUCCCAGCAGUGAAUACUUCCUGUUUUUGCUGUCGACGAGAGCUGGUGGUCUCGGAUUAAAUUUGCAGAGUGCUGAUACUGUUAUCAUCUUCGAUUCGGAUUGGAACCCUCACCAGGAUCUCCAAGCCCAAGACAGAGCGCAUCGUAUCGGUCAACAGAACGAAGUGCGAGUGCUCCGUCUUAUGACCGUGAACUCGGUCGAAGAGCGCAUUCUGGCCGCCGCGAAGUACAAACUGACCAUGGACGAAAAAGUCAUCCAGGCCGGCAUGUUCGAUCAGAAAUCGACCGGAUCGGAAAGGCAGCAGUUCCUGCAGAGCAUCCUGCAUAACGACGGCAGCGAAGACGAAGAGGAGAACGAGGUGCCGGACGAUGAGACGGUGAACCAGAUGGUGGCGAGGAACGAAGAUGAGUUCCAGCUGUUCCAGAAGAUGGAUACCGAGAGGAAGGUUGAGGAGGAGAAGUUGGGGCCAAAUAAGAGGAAUAGAUUAAUUCAAGAAAGCGAACUUCCUGACUGGCUCAUUAAGCACGACGAUGAAGUGGACGCCUGGGGACUAGAUGAAUCGGAUGCUUUACUUGGUAGAGGUACCAGGCAAAGAAAAGAAGUUGAUUAUGCUGAUAGCUUGACCGAAAAGGAAUGGUUGAAGGUAAGAGAAGUAACAAUGGAUUUCAACGAAUUUUCACUAGCUAUCGACGAGGACGGCGACUAUGAUGACGAUGAAGAGGAAGAGAAGGAAGUGAAGAAGAAGAGAGGAAGAAAGAAGAGGAAACGUGGUGACGAUUCGGACGAUGAUGGUAGCACCGUGCGGAAACGUCGCAUACCACAGAGUCAAGCAGAAGCUAAGAUGAAAAAGAAAAUGAAGAAACUCAUGAAUGUCGUCGUUAAUUACACAGAUAGGGAUGGACGCCAGUUGAGCGAUCAGUUCAUAAAAUUACCCCCAAGGAAGGAAUAUCCUGAUUACUAUUCCAUUAUAAGGAAGCCGAUUGAUAUUACGAAAAUUAUGAACUUCAUCGAUGAUGGAAAGUACUCCGACUUCGCCGACCUCGAGCGCGACUUCAUGCUGCUCUGCCAGAACGCGCAAAUCUACAACGAAGAGCACUCGUUGAUCCACGAGGAUAGCAUCAUUUUGCAGUCAGUGUUCACGAACGCCAAGGGGAAGAUCGAAGCGGCAGCCGAUUCGGAUGAUGAAAAACCGGGGGCGGAGGACCAGUCGGACGUCGAGCAACAACCGCCCACGCCUCGCGGUGGCGGUAAAAAGAGCAAGGGUGGAGAUAAGGAGAGUGCGAAGGGGAAGAGGACGCGAGGACGACCGAAGAGGACCACCAAGAAGUACGUAUCCGAUGAUGAUGAAGAUGAUGACUGAGUGUCGUGGAUCGGGUGUCGAAGACGAUGCCUGUAAACGCGUCCUGGAGCCUGAUCGCAGCUGGUCUCGACAUAUAGAAAUUUUUUUCAUCAUUCUUCAAUAAAUUGGUGCGAAACAUGAGCGUUAAGUAGUAGGUUACACACACAACAUUGAAAUAUUAUGUAACUUUAAUUUAGGAGAUUUUGUGAUUUCACUACUUUUUUACUAUAUUAUCCAUCCCAUCUUCAGACUUUUUAGCAUUUUGCAGGAUAUUACGUGUGGCAUGAAGGCACUUAAGAUUUAUACACUGUCAUAUGUGAGGGGAUUCUUUAUUGCAAGAUUUUUUUGUUCCUUAUUAUGCAAAAUAUGCGGUAUAAUAUCGCAAGCUUCAUUUGUACGUUUAAACAAAAUAAUUUUUAAUUUUGAUUAGAAGUUUUUUACAGCUUAUCUAUACCAACUGAUCACUAGUAUUGAAGGUAUGCAAUAUACAAAUAAUUGGAAAGUAAUCUCCAUUAAUACCAUGGUCGCCAAUAAAAAUUAUUAUUUUCUUGAAAGCAUAUUUUUUGUCUGGGAACACUUUUGUGAAAUGCCAUAGAGCUGGAACUGAAGCUACCAGAAUCAUUAUGUGUGUGUACUUCAACAUUUUUAGUUUUACUGUAAGAUAGAUACAAUUUUAUAAAUUUGUAGGAACACGAUGAUGAUUUUCAGUAUUUUAUAAGGAGUAGAACUAUGAUUUUAUUAUACACCUAUGGGCUAUAUUUAGCACUCUACAGGGAUUUAUAUGUAUAGACAACUGUACAAUAAAUAAUUAUUCUGGGUUA
Acanthoscelides obtectus is the source of this 5700-nucleotide messenger RNA. The record is from the annotation of a GenBank genome assembly. Lineage: Eukaryota; Metazoa; Arthropoda; Insecta; Coleoptera; Chrysomelidae.